AUGAAAAGAAAUAAGACUGAAGAUAGCAACAGUGUUGCACAAAUAGAGGAAUCUGCAUCCAACCCUGUCUUGGCGCCAUCUAGGGUUAAUUUUGAAGAGGAAUUCCCGGAUACUAUCUCUGAGCCAGGUUUCGAUUUCAUCAAAAAUCCAUUCAAGUUAAAGCGCAGAUUCUCGAAGCCGUUGAGGAGAAUGAGCAGGAGUAUACAAGAGUAUGAUCUCCAUGAUUUAAGUCGCGCUAAUUUGUUAAUGAAAGAAGCGGUAGAAGCUGCAGAUGACUUUGAGAGACCUGUUGCUUUGUCAGCACGUUUGAGCAAAAUCACUUCUUACAGAGAUUAUCUUCGAAACUUGAGUAUUUCUGGCGAAUCGGAUCAACCGUUCGCUAUAUCGUUUGAGGAUGUUGCUGCUGCUGCAUAUAGAAUUCGCAAAGGAGUAGUGAAAUCACCUUGUGAGAAAACCACCAUACCCGAACUCGAAGACAUCGAUUUGUAUUUUAAGAAGGAGUUUUGUCAUGCUACUGGAAGUUUUAAGGAACGUGGAGCAAGAAACACACUACUUCUCCUUACAAACGAGCAAAAACAGAAAGGAGUUAUAGCUGCUUCAGCCGGUAACCACGCUCUAGCUUUGGCAUAUCAUGGAAAAUCUUUGAAUAUUCCUGUGACUGUGGUAAUGCCAGAAAAUUGUACUAUUGUGAAAGAAAUGAAAUGCAGAAAUUAUGGUGCUAAGGUUUGGCAAAAAGGAUAUGAUUUGGCGGAGGCGAAGGAGUUUGCUAUCAAGCUUGCACGUGAAGAAGGAAUGAUGUAUGUUAACGGAUACGAUCACCCUCACAUUUUGGCUGGUCAAGGAACCAUUGGAUUGGAAAUUCUCGAGCAAAUUGAGAAUGUCGAUGCAAUCAUAGUUCCUGUUGGUGGUGGAGGUUUGAUAGCAGGAAUUGCUGUCGCAAUCAAAAGUUUAUACCCACAUUGUCAAGUUAUUGGUGUUGAAUCAGAAAUGUGUCCUAGUUUCAAAGCAGCAUUAGAUGCUGAUAGACCUGUGAAAAUUGAUGCUCAUCACGCUUUGACUCUUGCUGAUGGUCUGUGUGUUCCGAAAGUUGGUAAAAACGCCUUUGAAAUAGCCAAAAAUUUUGUGGAUAAAACAGUUGUUGUAAGUGAGGAUUAUAUUGGAAUAGCUGUACUUCGACUGAUGGAAUACGAAAAAGCAAUUGUUGAAGGUUCUGGAGCUGCUGGACUUGCGGCUCUUCUGGCAGGACUUCUUCCAGAACUUAAAGGCAAAAGAGUUGUCGUUCCAUUGUGUGGGGGAAAUAUCGAUCCCACGAUGCUCGGCCGUUGUAUCGAAAGGGGGAUGUCUUCUGACGGUCGCUUGAUUCGUUUUAUCGUCAAUGUUAAAGACAGACCAGGUGGAAUUGCCGAGUUAACGCAACUGGUUGCAUCCAUUGGAGUUAGCAUAAAAGAUUUGUAUCACGAAAGAGCUUGGAUGACAUCUGGCAUAUUUAGUGUUCAGAUAAAAAUUAUUGCUGAAGUACGAAACAGAGAGCAUGGUUUGGAUCUUCGACGACUCUUAACCAAUCACUAUCAAGAAGAUAUAGUAUGGAAUACUGACCGUUCUGCUACAUACAUGCAUUCUAUAUAAUGCCCUGCUAAACACUAUACACUUGAUGUUUAUUUCAGUUAUAUAUAUAUGUGGGUAAUAAACAGACGAUAAAGAUCAAUACAGCUAA
Messenger RNA from Xenia sp. Carnegie-2017, 1714 nucleotides. Its product is annotated as L-threonine dehydratase catabolic TdcB-like. Gene Ontology annotation, molecular function: L-serine ammonia-lyase activity; threonine deaminase activity. Lineage: Eukaryota; Metazoa; Cnidaria; Anthozoa; Malacalcyonacea; Xeniidae. Bases 1 to 1626 code for a protein of 541 amino acids. Gene Ontology annotation, biological process: L-threonine catabolic process; L-serine catabolic process. The transcript is spliced from 13 exons. The record is from RefSeq and is a predicted model, not a curated record.